CUCCACUGCGCAGCCGCACUUUCUCCGGGAGGCAGCAGGCAGAGCCGCCAAGAUGGCCCUGGAUAACCUGAUCUUCGCUCAGUGCAUCCUCUAUUUCCUGGCCUUUGUGUUCGGCUUCAUCGCCGUUGUGCCGCUGUCCGAGAACACGGAGGACUUCGGUGGGAAAUGCCUGCUUUUCACGCGUGGAAUGUGGCAAAACGAGAACAUCACCGUGUCUAAACAGCGCUUCAUCGUGGAUGAGUGGGGACCAGAGUGCUCCUGCAGCUUCGUCACAUUUGUCGGGAUUGCAUCCCUCAUCCUGUCCGCAGUGCAGGCGUGGAGGCUGCUGUUCUUUCUGUGCAAAGGACACGACGACUCAUUUUUCAAUGCCUUCCUCAACCUGAUGAUCAGCUCCCUGUUGAUGUUCACAGUCUUCCUGUCCAGCACCAUUGUCAGUGUGGGUUUCAACCUGUGGUGCGACUCCAUCACUGAAAGCGGGAAGAUGCCUAACAGCUGCGAGGAGCUGCAGGACAUGGAUCUAGAACUGGGCCUUGAUAAUUCCGCUUUCUAUGAUCAGUUCGCAAUAGCUCAGUUUGGCCUUUGGGCUGGCUGGCUCACCUGGCUUGGGAUCACAGUGUUAGCCUUCCUGAAGGUCUACCAUAACUACAGACAGGAGGACCUGCUUGAUUCCCUGAUCCAGGAGAAGGAACUGCUGCUUGGACGCUCCUCACGCGGCGCCUCGGACCUCAAGACUGGCCUGAUCUAGAAUCUACUGGCUGAAACACUCGCAUCUUACUCAUACAGCGCUGGUCACAAGUUUAGAUGCACCUAUCUGCUUUAAUCUCAUGCAUUUGAACCUUUUUUAAAUCAUAGUGUACUAAUAAUACAUAAAACCCCUUUAUUUUAAAAUCAAUAAGAUGCACAAUUUCUCUUUGACCUGUUAAUGGUCCAAAUCCCAUGAACAUUGAGUAACGUUUGUAGCCUUCAAAAGCUUCUAAUUUGAUUUUGGAAGGCUCUUCUUAGCUGAAAUGAUGGACUUUACUUAUACAGGUUAGCUUCCAGGCUCCAACCAAUGUUUUUAAACACAAUGUAUUUCCAGUACUUAUCAGGAACUACCUCUGAUCCUUGACAGAUCCAUACCAUGAGUAAGGAGAUCAGUUUAGUCUUAACUGUAAGCUCCUCACCAACUGUAUUUUCUUCCAUGAAAAACCCUCCUCCUCUCCUUCCUGGUGUCCUCCCAGUCAACAUGCUCAAUACCAAACAUGCGAGUUAACCUUGUGCCAAAUCCUCUGGAGCUAACAAGGCCCCACUGAGGGACCUCUUUUGUGUUCUUUGACAUAAAUUGCUACAUUUUAUUGGCUGUUUAGCUGCAUAUGCAUUGAACAGCCAUGCUGUUCUGUUUACAUACCAUUUCAUGCACACGCUGGUUGAGCUGCUGCUUAACAAAUGCUCUGUUCACUAUUCCGGAAUGUCACCAGUUCACUGCUUAUUCCUCGUAAAAAUGCUCUAAAUCAUUCUAUUGCACAAUUAGUCUAUUGUCAUCAUGACAAUAUCGCGUCGUCUCAUAAUACAUCGUGUAAAAAGCAUAUUUAUUACCCACACUUAGAUCAAUUCAAGCGUAGUUUCUUUAGGGUGAGAACUUCCCAAAAUCUCUCUUCCCAAAUUUCUGUUUUUCCAUUUAUGAUGAAAAUGCUAAUGGCGGAACCAAUCUUGCACCAAUUUAAUUAACCCCCCUCGAGAUAAAAUUACAGUGAGUUAUUUUAAUUUUAUCUGAGGCUUAUGUGAGAGAUCACGAUCUUAAGACCCUUAGGUUUAAGCUUGGUUGAAAGGUGGUUUUGGAAAGGCUGAAUGAGUUCUAUGUAGAUUACAGUUUAUAGACAGAUGAAACGAAUAUUGAGCUUUUUACCUGAACGUCCAGGAUGAGAGAAAGUAACAGCUUGCUUAGCCUGGCAUUAUAUAAGGUGAGCAGAGGCAUGCUGAUAUUUAUCCGACAGACAGAUGUUUAGAUGUGGACGACUCCUCUCCCCCCGCCCCCUACCAUCAGGUUUAGGGAUGUUUGUGGAGCCCAGUUGGCUAGAGCCUAAUGAAUUCAAGCCGCUUGCUUCAAGGCACUGACUCAUCCAUGUGGCCGAGGACAGGAUGACUCGCCACCGGGGUGUAGGUCUGUAAUUAUACCUGAAUGUGAGGCUAUAAUGACUAAAACCUAUAAGAGAAAGUCUUUACUGCAAUGCAAUAAAAAUAAUGCAUGCAAAUCUAAAAUGUGGGUGGAAUAAUGUAGAGAGAUGACUAAAUCUCAACAUUAUCACGAAUAAACAACCAAAUGGUAAAACAUCGACAUACACUGCAAAAACAAUAUAAAAAUUGGGAAAAUGUCCCUGAAAUAGGUGUAUUUACUCUUAAUUUGAGUAGGUAAAUAAGAUUAUCGGCCAAUUAAAUUACUAUUUUACCCUAAAAAUAAGAUAAUUAAUUAUUAAGCACUUGAAAUAAGAGGCUGUUCUUGUUUUUCUUAUAUAUUUUUUUAUAUAAAUAUAGGGUGUCUUAUUCUACUGGCAGUGUCUCACAUACCUGCUCAAUUCAAGACAAAAAUAUCUCUUAUUUUGGUAAAAGUUGACUAAGAUUUAAAAUUUCUGCAGUGUAGGUGGUUGUUGUAAUAGAACAUUGAUACAACACAUACAAACUGGCUUUGGAAUAAAGCAGCCAAAAAUCAUAGGUUUUGAAAAAAAAAAAAAAUUCAAAUAUCUUGGAAAAAAACUAAAGAAAAUAGUUUUAUAUUUACCCUCUAUUUUUAUAGUAAUAAAUAUCGGUUGAUUUUAGAAAACAGGUGAUUAAGAUUGAUUUUUUUUGUUUAUUGAGGUGAGUUGCCUUUUAAUUCCUUAACUUUAAAAAAAGGUUAAGUGUGCAACUAAAAGUCAAAAAAUGAAAAUGCCAGUUGUUGUGACUUUAUUAAACCUGUGACCAGAGCUGUAAGUUUUCAUCCGCCAUACGAUUCACCAACGUUUGCCUGUGGAGACAAUCCAAAUCAAUUGGCCUCUGCUUCCAUUGAAUGCAGAUCAAGUCAAAUGGAUCAUUUUCUCCUUUGAAUAAAGCUUAAAUUUAGUCAAGAUAUGCAGAUCUUGAUUACCCAAAGCCAAAUGUUUACACAACUAUUUACCUGAAAUAUAAACUGGAGUUUUCUUUAAUUAAUUUUAUCAUAUUUAACCACUCAGUAUUAUUGAGGAAAAAUUUGGUAAAAACAAGUUUCUUUGUAAAACUUUUGCAUGGUACCCAUUGCAUGACAAAAUAGAGAUGUUUCUUUAGAUAUAAAGAUAAUUAUUUUUUUUUUGGUCUUCAGAUAGAUUUUCUCCUUAGUUAUGCUUUUAUUUUGAAAAAGUAGUGAACUGAGAAUCAUUUGCAUGCUUAAGCAAAGUAGAAGACGUUGCGCUUCAUGCUACAAAACAUUAUAUUUUACUACUCUGGCAUAUGUAAAUGUAUGUAUACCUGCAUGCCUUUUCUUGGCAUUUAAUCACAUCUUACAAGUCAGGAAGAGCACAAGCAAGUUAUGUGACUUUGAUAGGUACACUUUUAUUUAAAACAAUUGAAAUCAUAAAACAACAUGAAAUAAGAAAACCCUCUAUAAAGGCACUUCUUUCAAAGUGACCAUAAAUGUUGAGACAGCAGUAAAAAGCAGCUAAGUGUGCAUAUACAAGAUGUAAGUUUACUGGGAAUCCAUUUUAUUGCUAUGGUCAAUUUAGUUUGACAGUACUGAGCUGUGAGUGUUUCUUUUUUUUUUUUCCUCUGUGCAGGCAUAGCUUUACCUUUUAUUGCUUCAAACCUCAAAUGUGAGAUCUCCACAAUCAAACACAAUCACGUUGAUUUCCCUGAAACCUGCCAUGCAGAGAGCACUGCUCUAAUGGAAACUGUGCUGUGUGUUAUUGCUCAUAACGAGAGGUAUGUAGGAUGUGCAUCACUCUGCCUUUCGAUUCCCAUUUGUUCCAUUCGUGUGCAAGUUUGGCUGCUUUUCUGAAUUUCUUUCAUUCAGUAAAGGGACUCAUAUCUAACUCAUACCUUCAAUAAAUUCAGUAUCUGUUCCUGAUA
This is a messenger RNA of Cyprinodon tularosa, 4053 nucleotides long. RefSeq names its product transmembrane protein 179-like. The transcript has 4 exons. Lineage: Eukaryota; Metazoa; Chordata; Actinopteri; Cyprinodontiformes; Cyprinodontidae. The record is from RefSeq and is a predicted model, not a curated record. The coding region runs from base 53 to 745 and encodes 230 amino acids.